This is a messenger RNA of Octodon degus (degu), 604 nucleotides long. RefSeq names its product cystatin E/M (gene Cst6). NCBI's taxonomy places the organism in Eukaryota, Metazoa, Chordata, Mammalia, Rodentia, Octodontidae. Gene Ontology annotation, molecular function: cysteine-type endopeptidase inhibitor activity. The record is from RefSeq and is a predicted model, not a curated record. The transcript is spliced from 3 exons. The coding region runs from base 53 to 502 and encodes 149 amino acids. Gene Ontology annotation, cellular component: extracellular exosome.
ACGGAGUCCGUAAAAGCCGCUCGCGCCACCGCUCCGCACCACAGCGGUGACCAUGGCGCGUCCUCUCCUCUUGCUGGCGAUAGGCCUGGCCCCGUUCGCGAUCUGUCUCCUGGCACAGGUCUCCAACGGCCGCGCUGAGCCGCUGGACCGCAGGACCGGAGAACGCAAGAACCUGGCCACCAACGACCCGCAGGUGCAGAGGAUGGCGCAGACGGCUGUAACCACCUUCAACCAGGGCAGCAACAGCGUCUACUACUUCCGUGACACCAACAUCAUCAAGGCGGAGAGACAGCUGGUGGCUGGUGUCAAGUACUACCUGACCAUAGACUUGGAGAGCACAGCAUGCAGAAAGACCAGGGUCUCUGGAGACCAUGUGGACCUCACCACCUGCCCCCUGGCCACAGGGGUGGAGCAGGAGAGGCUGCGCUGUGACUUUGAGGUCCUUGAAGUGCCCUGGAAGAAUUCCACCGAGCUUCUCAAGCACAAUUGCAUGCAGCAGUAGCUGAUCAUGGGGCCAGCACCAUGGGAGUAGUCACAGGGUGGGGGGCACUGCUGGGUUCCAGGCCACAUGUGCUGCAAUAAAUGACCAGUGCUGCUUCUUGCA